AACGCCUUCUCCUUCUUUCUACACAUUCCAGAACUGCAUCACAAAGCCACAAUGCCACCCAAACCUCUCCUGAAACGCAAGCGCUCCUCCGCCGACUCAAGUCUGAGCCAGGAAGCCAAACGAAUACUCCGCCCACGCGCUGCCCCUCAGACGUUCACACCAAUCCAAACAGCACCUGUCGUAAAAGCACGCGUCAAGAAGACCAUCGCAAACCGAUCAGCUCCCCUUGUCAAAUCGAAAGCCUACAGUCCCGGAUCCAAUCUCCUGCUGCAGAAAGACAAGAUCAUCGAACAACUCCGACUCGACCUGGCCGAUGCUAAGAGCAAGCUCUCGAAAACACAAAAGAGAUUGGUGGAGGCAGAGAAGAAGAUCUCAAUGGGCAAGAUAAAUACUGUUUCAGCCGUGUCAGUCAAGCGCUGAAGCUUUGAGAGAUGUGGUGGAGACAUGAUCGCGAGGCGCAAUGCUGUCCCUAUGCAAAGCAACACGGCCACAGGUCCGCUCUCACAUAUUUGAGGUGCCCAAAGGACAUCGAGGAGCACUGCAAGAUCUCGCCUUCGGAGACGGUUGCAGCUAGCUGUUGACACGGCGAGUCCGACACCAAGAAGACGCACAAGUCGCAUAGAUGAGGCAGUCGCAAUGAGGACUAGCUGUCGGCCCCGAACAAGAAGGGAUGUUCAAGCAGCAGGUGCUGCAAUACGAGACACGAAUCUGCUACAGAGAUUGCAUGAGGAUGAGAGACUACAUGACGAAGUACUGCAUGGAGAAAUGGUCGGCAGAAAGCAUGGACAAGAUGAAGAUCAAUGAAUGCAUGACAGCGUUACACAGCAACAUGAUUAAUGAUAAAAUACAAAAUAUCAGAACCU
Molecule: messenger RNA, 863 nt
Organism: Aureobasidium pullulans EXF-150
Lineage: Eukaryota; Fungi; Ascomycota; Dothideomycetes; Dothideales; Saccotheciaceae
Exons: 1
Coding region: 52-420 (122 amino acids)
Source: RefSeq, a predicted model, not a curated record